Solanum lycopersicum (tomato) is the source of this 1419-nucleotide messenger RNA. Lineage: Eukaryota; Viridiplantae; Streptophyta; Magnoliopsida; Solanales; Solanaceae. The record is from RefSeq and is a predicted model, not a curated record.
UAUUAUAAUUAAUCUGUAUUAUCAGUAUAAUUUAACCAGCUAUAAUAAGUUACUAUUUUAUUUUUACGAGUUACUAUACAUCAAAAUGUAUAUGGAAAGUUACAUAUUAGUAUGGCAUAUAGGUCAACUAGAUGAUAAGUUUUUAGAAAAUACACAAAAAUUAAAUUACUAAUUUAGCUUAUAUAAACUACAACAAUAAUCGUACUUCAAUCCCAAAUAAAUUAGUAUCAGUUGCAUAAAUACUCACUAACCAUAUUCCGAUCCGUUAACUUAUACGUACAUUAACUAUAUAAAUCUUAUUAUUUUAACCUGUUAUAUAUACCGUACAAUCAACCUCUCAAAAUUCUUCAAACAUUUACCUAAAAUAUCUUCAAGAUAACUUAACAAAAUAAAAUAAAAUAAAAUCUUCACUAUCAAUAUAUAAAAAUUAUUUUUUUCAAAAAAAAAAGUCAAAAGUCCGAUAUAGUCCAUGUGGCCGGCCCGGCCCGGCCCGAGGUGUUGUCUUUCCCUCCUAUAAAUAUUGUUAACACACCGAAGUCUUAAAUCACACCAUAGUGUUCAUUUUAGACUUCAAACAUACACAUACAACAAUAUUUCACUACUUCCUCCCCCCCCCCCCCCAAAUCAACACCAUGGAAUGUAGUGAUCACAAAACCACAACAACAAUUUCUUCAAUGAAUUCAUCAUCAUCAACAUUUGCUAGUACUAUAUCUACCACUCCAACAAGUGGAUUAUUGUCACCUAAAAGUAGUAUAUUAUUAUCAACUCCUCCAAUGAAUGUUGUUCUUUCUCCAUGUGCUGCUUGUAAAAUCCUCCGUAGGAGAUGUGUUGAGAAAUGUGUAUUGGCACCUUAUUUUCCUCCCACUGACCCUCUUAAGUUCACCAUUGCUCAUAGAGUCUUUGGUGCUAGCAACAUCAUCAAAAUGUUACAGGAGCUUCCAGAGGAACAAAGAGUGGACGCGGUGAAUAGUAUGGUGUAUGAAGCAAAUGCAAGAAUAAGAGAUCCAGUUUAUGGUUGUGCUGGUGCAAUUUGUCAAUUACAAAAACAAAUAAGUGAACUCCAAGCAGAAUUUGCAAAGGCACAAGCAGAAAUCUUGAAUUUAAAAUGUCAAAAUUCAAAUUUAUUGGCUUUAGUUUGCAUGGAAGUAUCAGAAAAUAGCAGCAAUAGCUUAUUAUUAUCUUCAGAUCAUAUUAAUGAUUAUGAAAAUAAUAAUGAUAAUACUAGCAUGUUUUUGGAAGACAACAAUUUAUAUGGAGCUUGGGAACCACUUUGGACAUGAUUAAAAUAAUGUUGUUGUGGUCAAUAUUAUAAUUGUCCCCCAAGAAAAAAGGGGUAGAAAAAGAUAGUGAUAUAUUUUUAGAAAAUUUAAUAAAAAUAUUUAAUAUCAAGGAGUUGGACUUCUUGAAGAUAUCAGAUGU